GUUGAUUUUAUCCCUUUGACCAGAGAGAGGUAGAGAGAUUCAGAGAGAAGCAAAAUUAGGGUUAGGGUUUUCGAGUUUCAGCUUCCAUGGAAGAGAUCACGGAGGGAGUGAACAACAUGAACUUGGCAGUUGAUACCCAGAAGAAGAACCGGAUUCAGGUUUCGAACACCAAGAAGCCAUUGUUCUUCUACGUCAAUCUCGCAAAGAGGUACAUGCAGCAGUACGAUGAGGUUGAAUUGUCCGCUCUUGGGAUGGCCAUUGCUACUGUUGUUACUGUUGCCGAAAUCUUGAAGAACAAUGGCUUUGCUGUUGAGAAGAAGAUCAUGACCUCAACUGUGGAUAUAAAGGAUGACUCGAGGGGACGUCCCGUCCAGAAAGCCAAGAUGGAGAUCACACUCGGGAAAUCUGAAAAGUUUGAAGAACUUAUGGCUGCCGCGGCUGAGGAGAAAGAGGCUGCAGAAGCUCAGGAGCAGAGCUAAAACCCGAAGGAAAUGUCACAACUAUUUCGGGUUUUUUUCCCCUCUGGUUCCUCCUUUAUAUUUUGAAAGACUGUUUAUUUGUUUGAUUUCAUUAAUUUUUGGUUUACUGAGAGAUGUUUACUUUUAUCCUUAGAUAAUUGUACCUGUGAAAAAUAUUUAUGUUAAGGAUCAUAGCGGCAGAAAGAAAUCAUCUUGUCAUCUUUAUAACUAUCUGUUAAACUCUUUGACUUGAAGGCAAUGUUUGAUCCUA
Tarenaya hassleriana is the source of this 729-nucleotide messenger RNA. RefSeq lists its product as uncharacterized. Bases 87 to 479 code for a protein of 130 amino acids. Gene Ontology annotation, molecular function: RNA binding. Gene Ontology annotation, cellular component: nucleus. The record is from RefSeq and is a predicted model, not a curated record. The transcript is spliced from 5 exons. Lineage: Eukaryota; Viridiplantae; Streptophyta; Magnoliopsida; Brassicales; Cleomaceae.